AUGGCUAAUCCAAAAUCAGAAAUUGCUCGCCAGAGCUACAUAGAUGAAGAACCAUUCAAAGGAAUAAAAAUAGAUGAUAACUCCAUUCUAGACUCCCUGCAAGGUCGUCAUCCAUGUCCAAAGUGUGGUAAAUCCAGAAAGUUUUAUUGUUAUUCCUGUUAUGUUCCUAUAGCAGAACUAGAAGGGAAACUGCCAAGUGUGAAACUGCCAAUCAAAAUAGAUAUCAUCAAACACAAGCAUGAAAUUGACGGCAAAAGUACAGCAGGACAUGCUGCAAUACUAGCUAGUAGAGAUGUCUCAAUCUACACUUACCCAGACAUUCCAGACUACACAAAUCAACCUGUUGUUUUGAUAUUUCCUAGUCAAAAUGCCAUCAGCAUUAGCCAAUUAGUUUCAGGUUCACAGAAACAAGUGUUAGAAUACCAAAAUGCUCCAUUGGAUGAAGUGCCACAGGGAUUCAAUAGGAGCACCUUGAUGAAGAAAAUACCAAAAACUCGAGAAGAUUAUAAAUUCCAAGGGAGAUCACAGGAGUUGCCUUUCACUAAGGCUGUAUUUAUAGAUAGUACUUGGAAUCAAAGUAAAGGUAUCUAUAAGGACAACAGAGUGAAUAACAUCCCUUGUGUGGUUAUUCAAAAUCGUAUCUCUCAGUUUUGGAGACACCAAAAAGGCAGCCCACGCUGGUAUCUGGCCACUAUUGAGGCAAUUCACCAGUUUCUGAUAGAAGUCCAUUUGCACCGUUGGGGCCUGAAUCCUGCCUACAAAGGCAUCAAUAAUUGUUUCACUGAAAGUUGUCUCAGCCAGUUUGAGUUGCUGUACAGUAGUGAUAGUGAUGCUUAUGAUGGACAAUAUGAUAACUUACUUUAUUUUUUUCAGCACAUGUAUGAUUUGAUUCACAAGUAUUAUGAGCAUGGUGAGUUGUAUGCAUAUAAAAGGAGAUUGAAAUGA
Molecule: messenger RNA, 945 nt
Organism: Phaedon cochleariae (mustard beetle)
Lineage: Eukaryota; Metazoa; Arthropoda; Insecta; Coleoptera; Chrysomelidae
Source: the annotation of a GenBank genome assembly